AAUAAAUAUCUAGGGUUUCUUCUGAUCUAAGCAAAAUCACAAUUCACAUCUUGAAAAUUUUCUGAUCUUUCUAUUCUCUCUGAAAAAUCAAUCGCCAUGGGAAAUCAAGAAAAGUUAAUGAAUCAAAUCUUCGAAUUGAAGUUCACAUCAAAGAGUUUACAACGUCAAUCGCGAAAAUGUGAAAAAGAAGAGAAAUCAGAAAAACUCAAAGUAAAAAAAGCAAUUGAAAAGGGAAACAUGGAUGGAGCAAGGAUUUAUGCAGAGAAUGCAAUUCGUAAAAGAAGUGAAGCGAUGAAUUACUUACGUUUGUCAUCUCGUCUCGAUGCAGUUGUAUCAAGAUUAGAUACACAAGCAAAGAUGAACGUGAUAACAAAAUCGAUGGGAUCAAUUGUGAAAUCCCUUGAAUCCUCGUUGAAUACAGGGAAUUUGACAAAGAUGUCUGAAACAAUGGAUUCAUUUGAGAAACAAUUUGUGAAUAUGGAAGUCCAAUCGGAGUUUAUGGAGAGUUCUAUGGCUGGUAGUACGAGUUUGUCUACUCCUGAAAGUGAUGUUAAUAGUUUGAUGCAACAGGUGGCGGAUGAUUAUGGUUUGGAAGUUUCUGUUGGAUUACCUCAAGCUGCUGGGCAUGCAAUUCCGUCCGCUUCCACGGAGAAAGUUGGUGAGGAUGAUUUGACUAGACGUCUUGCUGAAUUGAAGUCUAGAGGGUAAGCAUUUCUUGAAAUUUAGGGGUUUCAUGGGUUCAUAUUGUAAUAUAAUAAGAUAAUGAUAAUACUCUUUCAAGAAGCUUGUGGGAUCAAAACACCUUGAAAACAUCGGUUCAUAGACGAUAUGGAUGUGUUAAAAAUAUAUUAUUAUAGUUGAAUUGCUCGUGUUUGAUGUUUUAUGUGUUUAGAUAUUUGUGAUUGGUUUGAAAAUUUAUCUAUUGCUAUGUGGGUUGUGUAUGGGAGAUUUGCCUUGUAUAUUAUGCAGGUUUUGUGUAAGUUAAAGAAUUAUUGGAGCAAUUGAAUUUGGUGCUGUCGGAUAA
Papaver somniferum (opium poppy) is the source of this 1024-nucleotide messenger RNA. Its product is annotated as ESCRT-related protein CHMP1A-like. Gene Ontology annotation, cellular component: ESCRT III complex; multivesicular body. Lineage: Eukaryota; Viridiplantae; Streptophyta; Magnoliopsida; Ranunculales; Papaveraceae. The transcript has a single exon. Bases 97 to 708 code for a protein of 203 amino acids. The record is from RefSeq and is a predicted model, not a curated record. Gene Ontology annotation, biological process: endosome transport via multivesicular body sorting pathway; protein transport; late endosome to vacuole transport.